Thermothielavioides terrestris NRRL 8126 is the source of this 2072-nucleotide messenger RNA. RefSeq lists its product as uncharacterized. Gene Ontology annotation, cellular component: membrane. The transcript is spliced from 4 exons. Gene Ontology annotation, biological process: transmembrane transport; carbohydrate transport. NCBI's taxonomy places the organism in Eukaryota, Fungi, Ascomycota, Sordariomycetes, Sordariales, Chaetomiaceae. Gene Ontology annotation, molecular function: carbohydrate:proton symporter activity. The record is from RefSeq and is a predicted model, not a curated record. Bases 425 to 1903 code for a protein of 492 amino acids.
UGGUGGCUUUUUAAAGGCGCACGAAUCAUGUGUCGCGAAGCAGAUUCAGCCUGAAGUUGACAGGGCUAAGACGGCCGAUUUUGUUGAUGGACAUACUGUGUACUGGGAAGUCGACUGCGGAGUAGCGUCCGAUGUGCUUGAACGACGUCUUUCAGGUCCUCGCCCACGGGGAACUUGUGGAGGAGCUAACUAGCACAUGCAGGAAUACGACGUAACCCAGGGUCCGGGGAACAGGGCCUGGACCAAGCGAAGUUCGGCCCUCGUCACCUGCUGCCGGGACGCCAGAAUGGCUUUAGUGUAGAUAUAAGUACGCCGGCCGUGGCGAUGAGAGCUCGGAACAACCUCCGGCGGUGGUCGGAACCGUGUUUGGGACCGAGGGGCUACCACACAGGACCUGACAGCACGACCACGCAAGCGAACAACAAUGGGCAAAAUAUUCAAUGUAUUCCUUGCGGCCUUCGCCGCAACAGGGUCGUUCCUGUUCGGAUACGACUCCGGUGUGAUGACCGAUGUCAUUGCAUCACCCAACUUCCUCGCGUUCUUCAACACAGACACGGGAAGCCCCAUCAUUGGGGCCAUCAACAGCACCUUCUCCGGCGGCGCCGUUUUUGGCUCCUUGAUGGGCGGUCUCACGAUGGACAGGUUUGGGCGCCGGAAGACAAUCAUGAUCGGCGCCACGAUCGCCCUCGUCGGUUCCAUUCUGCAGUCUGCCGCCCACAACCUCGCCAUGAUCCUCGUUGGCCGCAUCAUUGCGGGCUGGGCGGUCGGGCUGCUGAGCAUGUCGGUGCCCGUCUACCAGUCUGAGUGCGCUCACCCCAAGAUCCGUGGCCUGAUUGUCGGCCUUUCGCAGCAGAUGAUCGGUGUUGGGUUCAUCGUCUCGACGUGGGUGGGAUACGGGUCUGCUCAAGCACAUGGCGACCUCGGCCAGUUCCAGUGGCGGUUCCCCCUCGCCUUCCAGGCCCUCCCUGCCCUCCUUCUCGUAUGCGGCAUCAUGUUCUUCCCGGAGUCUCCGCGGCACCUGAUAGAGAAAGACCGAGAGGAAGAGGCGAUGCGGGUCCUCCGGAAGCUCCACUUUAACGGCACCAACGAGGAUUGGAUCCGGCAGGAAUUCCAUGAGAUCAAGACCACCAUUGCGGCCGAGAAAGCCAUCACUGCUCCGGGAUGGAGGAUCAUGUUCACAGUGCCCGAGUGGCGGACGCGUCUUAUGCAUGGCGUCGCCGUCCAAGUUUUCACCCAGUUCACCGGCAUCAACGUUAUUGGAUACUAUCAGACACAGAUGUACGACGCUCUUGGCAUUACCGGCAACCGCAACCUGCUCGUCGCGGGUAUCUACAACUGUGUGGGCCCCCUCGCCAACCUGAUCUUUAUCACCUUCCUCAUCGAUCGCGUUGGGCGCCGGCAACCCCUGAUCUGGGGUACCGUCGGGAUUGCCGUCGCGCUCAUCUGCGAGGCAGCCAUCAACAGCAGGAUUGACCCGGCGAAUCCCGCCCACGGGCUCUCCAUUGGCGGUGUCUUCUUUCUGUUCUGCGUCACCGUCAUCUUUUCUCUCUCCUGGGGCCCCAUCUCUUGGGUCUACAUGUCCGAAGUCAUGCCCAUGCAGAUCCGAGCUCGUGGCAAUGCCUUUGCCACCGGCAUUGGCAACUGGCUCGUGUCGACAUUUUGGUCGCAGGUAUCUCCUAUUGCUCUCAAACAACUCUCUUGGAAGUUUUACUUCCUGUUCGUCGCAUGGGACAUUGUGGUCACCAUCCCCACCGUUUUCUUUGUCUUCAAGGAGACGAAGCAAUUGUCGCUGGAGGAGAUUGAUCUCCUGUUUGGCGAGCGGUCGCUGGGUACCUUGCCCAAGGACCUCAACAAAGGCGAGCUGGCUCAACCAGAGCAGGACGAGGGUGAGAAGGCGGCUUGAACAAGUGAGCAUUUGGAGACGAGCAGAACCUGGAACUGUCUGGUGCUGGGCCCUCGAGCCUUGAGCUCCGGGCCGUAUUCAGAUAGUCACACCGUAGGGGAAUGAUCCAGUACCAACUUGCUUGGUGCCUAAUUAUGUUGGGCUCGCUAGCAGCUGAGUGGAACUUUCU